AUGAAAAUAUACUGUGAAAACAAUAUCCAUCCAAACAUCCGUCGCAUUGUAGAGACUGACAAGUCAUUCUCACCAGUCAACUUAGAAGGGCAGCAAAAUCAAGAAUCACCUAAUAAUAGAUCCAGAAGGAUUGCUGCCUGUGCAGGGUCUCUACACGCAGGCCAUAGACGUACUCCAUCCAGUACCAAACAUACUGACAACAAUCCGAAUGCAAAUGCUCCUAAGACGUAUGGUUGGAAUAUACCUAGCCAAAAAGGUACGAAUGUGAACCAACAGGCGAGAAGUAGUUGGUGGAACACAGGCAACAGAAACACUCAAAAAUCUGGCAAUUCACCGGGAUUAAACGAAAGAAAAGGAAAUAUUGACAACCAACAGAGUGCUACAUCCAACCAAAGACCAUAUGGUUGGAACGUACCUGGCAAAACUAACCAGAAUCCAAGUAGUUUUCAAAAUCAAGGAACAGCAAGCAAAAAUGUUGGUGGUGGCCAUAAUCAGCGUAAUGAAGGAUUGAAAACUGUACCUCAAUCACAUUCAGGUAAUUUGGAAACCAUACAGUUGUUUCUAGCGAACAUACUUGACAAAUUGUAG
Acanthoscelides obtectus is the source of this 588-nucleotide messenger RNA. The record is from the annotation of a GenBank genome assembly. NCBI's taxonomy places the organism in Eukaryota, Metazoa, Arthropoda, Insecta, Coleoptera, Chrysomelidae.